AUGGCUGCAGCGGUCGAGGACCCCCACCUCGGCUCAGGUCCUGAUGAGGAUGCAUCUGAAGUAUCUCUAUCAGGGAGUGACUCUGAUUCAGACAGUAUCCUCUCUGAUGACUCGGUGCUCCCAGACUAUCAGCGGGAGAUAGCAAAUGGGUGUCCAGCAUCAAAACUAUAUGAUGCAUGUGCUCGUAACGAACCCCUCUCCCUCCGGAAGAUUCUGGAGAGGGGAGUCACAAAAGAGGAGGCCAUGGAGUUGGACAUCAAUGGCUGGAAUGGCUUGAUGGUGGCUUGCUGCAAAGGCUUUUUGGACAUUGUGUAUGGCCUCCACAACUGUCCCUAUCUAGACAUAAAUCACCAGGACAAUGAAGGCAACACUGCACUGAUGAUUGCCUCCCAAGCAGGCCAUGCCAGCACUGUCAUGUAUCUCCUAAACUACUUUCCUGGUAUAGACACUGAAAUAAGGGAUUGCCGUGGUUUCACAGCCCUCAUCAAAGCUGCUAUGACAGGCCGCAAUGACACAGUGGCUGCGCUUGUCAUGGCUGGGGCUGACAUACAUGCAGUAGACUCUACACGUAGUAAAUGUGCUCAGGAUUGGGCACUGAAAACAGGCCGCUAUGACACCAUAUACCGGCUCCGACGCCUUACAUUGCGUCGAAAAGCUGUGCAAUUCUGUGAGAGUUACAUCCCUGAGUGGCCCGAGCUCAAGGAGAGAGUAGCCAAGGCCACAGCUGACAAAAGUGCUGGGGCAAAAAUCACCCAGCGAAUCAAAAACACCUUUGGCUUCAGCUUUCCUCGUGACCCCCAGGACAACGGGGUCUUGGACCACAUGGUGCGCAUGACCACCAGCAUCCACAGUCCACUGAUAGCAACUGGGUGCCGUCCACUCUGCCCCACUAGCCCUCCUGAGAUAGGGAAGCGCCGCCUGGCUGUGCAGGAGCUGGCCAAGAAACACUCAGAGAAGGAGUUAGAGGAGAGCUCAGUGAGCCACAGCACUAGCUCACUAUCCCACAUCUGCUCCUCCAUCCACUCCUCAGAGUCUCCUACCAUGGUCUGCUGUGCUGAGCCAGAGCGGCGGGGCAGUAUCCUAUCACUGGCCUCUGCCAAGGUUACCACAUUCAUUCCCCGCAGUAUGACACGGAGGAACAGCGUGUUUCCCUCUGGCUGUAUCCCCAAGAUCAAUGUCACCAAGUCUGGAGAGCCCACGCCAAAGAAAGAAAAGAAGAAGAAGAAGCAGAAGGGCUACCUGGAACCACCGAAGUGGAAGUACAAGGAGGCCAGGGAGGAGAAAAAGAAGGAGAAAAAGAAGUCUGAUAAAGAAAAGACAGACAAAGAGAAAAAAGAAAAGGAGAAAAAGAAGGAGAAAAAAUAA
Messenger RNA from Myripristis murdjan (pinecone soldierfish), 1365 nucleotides. It is a transcript of the gene ankrd33ab, whose product is annotated as ankyrin repeat domain 33Ab. Gene Ontology annotation, molecular function: protein binding. Bases 1 to 1365 code for a protein of 454 amino acids. Lineage: Eukaryota; Metazoa; Chordata; Actinopteri; Holocentriformes; Holocentridae. The record is from RefSeq and is a predicted model, not a curated record. The transcript is spliced from 4 exons.